Magallana angulata is the source of this 2812-nucleotide messenger RNA. RefSeq names its product spermine oxidase-like. Lineage: Eukaryota; Metazoa; Mollusca; Bivalvia; Ostreida; Ostreidae. The coding region runs from base 345 to 1757 and encodes 470 amino acids. The record is from RefSeq and is a predicted model, not a curated record. Gene Ontology annotation, molecular function: polyamine oxidase activity. The transcript has 5 exons.
CUUUCACUUUCGCAAAUUUACACACUAGCAUCUCGAAUGAAAAAGCGAUAACUCAUUUCGCUCUUAUGAUCGCCUUUGCAUUUUUUGCACUCUAACAACCUUAUAUUAGCAAUGAAGUUGCAAGUGUCUCCGUAAAAGCUACCGUGCAUUAUUGUCUUUACUUAAGAAAAAAGGCCCUGUUGGAGCACCAUAUGCUUGCCGUAUUUUUAUUAUGUAACAACAAAACAGUGUUGUAGCCUGCGUUGUUGGACCGUUUUACAUGGGUGCGUUCAAUACCGAGACCGAUACGAUUCAGCACUAACAAGAUAAGCGUCAUAGGAUAUAGGAGAGCCACUAUAAAUACUAUGUCCUCCAUCAGAGCCAGUGUAAUUGUUGUUGGGGCGGGGAUGGCCGGUCUCUCAGCGGCACAGCAUCUCUUCAACGCCGGGUUCACCGACGUUCAGAUUCUGGAAGCCAGUGAUAGACUUGGUGGACGGGUACACACGUAUGAUAUUGGUGACCACAAUGGCAGGUCCGCUUUGAUCGAACUCGGCGCUAAUUUUAUUCAUGGAACCCAUGGAAACGCAGUGUAUAGCUUAGCAACAGAGCACAACUUACUCAGUCCAUUCGUCUUACUAGACAGAAUGGGAGGAUGUGUAUACACCGAAGAUGGCAGGAGGAUAGACCAAUCUCUGACUGACAGGGUCUGGAAGAUCUUCCAUGAAGUGGAAAAAGAGCUGGAAGACAUUGUGUCAGAGAACACGGAUCCCUCCGCUGACGUAGGGAGGUAUAUGGAAGAUCGUUUACAAGAGAGGCUUGGACAAUUUGCCCCUGACCAACAGAGUGACAUCCGAGCUCUGUUGAACUGUAUGCUGAAUUAUCUAUCAUUGUAUUCCGCAGAAGAUCUCGAAAAGGUGUCCCUGAAAUAUAUAGGUUGUUACCGGGAGAUAGAUGGCAAGAAUGUCAUAUUACCAAAAGGUUUCCGUAGUAUCAUAGAUGUUAUAGCACAAGACUUGCCACCAAAUACGCUUCGUUUCAAUACAAAAGUUGAAAAGAUAAGUUACCUUAACACUAAAACUGUUACCGUCUCUUGCCAAACUCCCUCUGGAAAAAGAACUUUUGAAGCAAACCACGCAAUAGUCACGUGCUCUUUAGGAGUUCUAAAAUCUUGUCACUCUGAUAUGUUCGAGCCCCCGCUACCAACAAAAAAAGUCAAAUCUAUUGAUGCCAUUGGUUAUGGAACUCUCAAUAAAAUAUUUCCAAAAUGGAAAGAGCCAUUUUGGCAACGCGGAGAGGGACGUAUGCAAUUUGCCUGGAAAACAAGAAACACUGCCAGCAGAACCUCGCAAUGGUAUAAAAGUUUAUUUGGAUUUAUUGAAAUUCUUAAUAAUGACUCUACUUUGUGUGGCUGGAUUCAUGGAAAAGCGGCCGAACAUUUAGAGACUCUGACCGACCAAGAGGUUAUGACCCAAUGCGUGACACUAAUCCGUCAGUUUCGAGGUGACCCGAAGAUCCCAGCGCCCACGGAAAUUCUUAGAUCCGCGUGGCAAACCAAUGAGUUUACCCGUGGUUCCUAUAGUUUUUUGUCCCAGAUGUCCUCCCCCGAAGACAUUGCUUGUCUAGGGGAGCCCCUGUACGUUGAAGAGGCACCCGUUGUUCUGUUUGCCGGGGAGGCGACCCAUCCUCAUUUCUUUUCGACCACACAUGGGGCUCGCGAGUCAGGGAUCAGGGAAGCUGAACGUCUUGAAAACUUCUACCAAAAACAACUUCGUCCUUGAUAUUUUAUUUAAGAAAAAAAUGAGGAAAAAUGAAUCAUUCUUUUGGUAUUAUGAGGUGAUCUUAUACGGUCAGGAUGAUCAAAUCCAAUAAAGCCCGAAGGGCUUUAUGAUAGAUUUGAUCACGUCCAUUAAAGCCCGAAGGGCUUUAUGAUAGAUAUUUGACCACGCCCAACCGUAUUUGAUCCCCUUAUAAUAUUCAAAGAAUGAUGCCUUAUUACUUAUAUUCAUAUAUCAUAAUUUUCAGUAAUUGUACGAUUAAAUAUUAAACUAGUUAUUAACGAAAUGUUAUAAAAUCGAUUCGUGGUGUUAUAACAGACAAAGACACUAGAUAAUUUAAAUAUUUGAUGGUAAAACGCAAAAGGGAUAAUUCUAAAGUCUGUCAACCUGAGUUUUACCGUAGAGCUGCAGACAUGAAGCUUGUAUUGUGAACAGAAGUGGACAGGCAAGUGGACAGGCAUAGCUUAUAGCCUAGGGUGUAGGCUAUGCCUGUCCACUUUUCAAAAGAGAAUACUGCAGCAUGGCUUUCUUGUACAUACAUAUGGCUUCAAAAACUAUUUUUGCUUCUAAUAUAGGUUUUGAAAAAAGAGGGAAAGAGCAAUUGACAUAUAUAUUGAAUUGAUCUGAUACUUGGAUCAAGUUUAUGUUAAUUAUUCAUCUUCUUAUAUGUUUAUAUAUUUCUAUAUUUAUCAGCAUAUAUCCCACAGGGGCCAAGCCCGUUUUAACAAUAAUAUCAAUGUAACCAUAAUAUAUUUUUGGCGUCACAGUGAAGGUUUUGAAAUCACCAAUCAGGCCCCGCCAUCACCAACUUUCCUCAAGUCAAUUCUCAGCCUCAAAUCUGAGGUUUGACCUCAAAUUUAUGUACUUUUCGUUAAAGGAUUUGAGUUGAGGAACGAGUUGAGGGAUUUGAAAAUUUUGGUGACGGUGGAGCCAGGACUUUUCCUUAUAGAUAUUAAAAUGCAUGCGCACAGAUCAGCAAAUUUUUAUGUCAAAAUGCAUAGACCAGCAAUUUUUAUGUCAACAUGCACAAAUCAGCCAUUUUUAUAUAAAUAUUUUAA